This is a messenger RNA of Theileria parva strain Muguga, 2790 nucleotides long. It is a transcript of the gene GTF3C3, whose product is annotated as Tetratricopeptide repeat family protein. Gene Ontology annotation, biological process: transcription by RNA polymerase III. Gene Ontology annotation, cellular component: transcription factor TFIIIC complex. Lineage: Eukaryota; Apicomplexa; Aconoidasida; Piroplasmida; Theileriidae. The record is from RefSeq and is a predicted model, not a curated record. Bases 1 to 2790 code for a protein of 929 amino acids. Gene Ontology annotation, molecular function: protein binding. The transcript is spliced from 11 exons.
AUGGAUGAGAAUCGAGUAUCUCUGGAUUUUCUAACAGAUGAAUACCUUCCGGGAGAAUGUAGCGAUAAUAGCAUAGAUGAGGAAGAACUCAACAACUUCCUCAUGGGAGAGCUGGCAGAACCAGCAAAACCGAAAAAAGCCUCAUUCGCAGAUAAAAUAACAGCUAAAAUAUUCAAAAGGAAGAAUAAAAAGAAAAAUCAAGAUACAUUUUAUACAAAGAAGAGUGUAAGGAAGAAGAAGAGAAGAAAGACGGCAUCUCAUAGUAGUAAAUUAAACCCAGAACUAGAAAAGUUAUUGCAAGAAGCAACAGAUUUAUAUCUAAAUAAAAACUUUGAAGAAGCAGUAAAAAUACUAAAGGAACUGAUUAGAAGAGCACCAGGACUACAUGACCCAUUCCACAUGCUAGGACUAAUAUACCAGAAUGAAUACAACGAUGUUACAACGGCGAACAGCUAUUACCUGCUGGCGGCACAUUUGGUUCCUACAGAUACUGACCUGUGGCAAAGAAUAGGAGAAAUGAGUCAAGAAACCGGCAACAUCGACCAGGCAAUUUACUGCUUUAAAAAAUGCCAAAGAGAUCAAGAAGGACAAAUUAACGAACAAGCAGUUUUUGCACUGGCAAUUUGUUACAUCGAAAAGAAAGACUACGAUAAUGCGGCGAAGAGGUUCUUGGUACUGUUCAAUUUACAUCCAAAUGAUAAGCUUAUCGCAAAUGAACUUUCCAGAUGUUUUCAAAUGAUAGGAGAUUUGCACUCAAGUUUGCUGGUGCUGACAGCGUAUUUUAACGCAACUUUGGACUCCGAAAUACUAGAGACGAUCCUGGAAUUGAAUGUAAAUUUAUGCUUGUUUGAGGAGUGUUUUAAGAUAUUGGAGAGUAUCUGUACCACAAACAGUAUUGAGCCUAAACUAUUACCGUUAGAACACUUAGUUUACUAUGUAAUCUCGUGUUUGAACCUGGAUAGGCCAGUAGACCCAGAGCUAGACCUGCUGCAUAACUCACAGUUAAAUGUAAAAUAUUCAUUCCUGAUCGCAAAUCAUCUUUGUCCAAAUCAUUUAGAAUUGUCAGUUUCAUGGUUUAAAAAGGCGUUUUCAUCAAUAGUCUCGAGUGACCAGAUAGAUGUACCAACAACACUUAAGAUAUCAAAGUGCCUGACACUGGAUAGUAACCACCAUGAAUUUCUAGUUAAAGUGCUGAGGACAGCACUUGAAAGUUACCCUAACAACUCCGAGCUCCUGAUUAAUCUCGCAGAUAUUCUCCUACAGCUAGGAAAUAUCAAUGAGGCCGAAGAGCUUUUAUCCAAACUCACACUAAACGAUUUGGAUAAAAUUAAAGAUAUCCCAGAGCCUAUUGGUGAAGAGGAGAGAAAUGAAAUGUUUAAUAAGCUUAACAGUGAGAUAGAAGAGAUAGAGUUGGAAUACUUAACUGACCCCAGUGCCCGCGUUUACCCAUGUUUGCUAUCAUAUGGUAAGACAGUAUCCCUGGAUAAAACGAAGUUAAAUGAGUGGGUUGAUACAUAUCUGAAGGUAAUAAAGGAUUGUGAACUGGAUACUGAAAGAGCAAUUCAGAGGCUAAGUAAGGCUAGGAUUAUGAGGGCAUCAAAACUAAAUAAUUUUAACCAUAGUUUGAACAGAGAUGAAAACUCAAUUUUCAUGAAAAAUGAGCCUAAAAAGACAACACUCAACAAGAGUUACUCAUUCCUUAAGGUUAAAAAGGAAUUAAACCUAAAAUCAGCCGAAGAUAUUUUAGGAUGGGCUGGAUAUGAGAGGUUAAUAUUUACUGCAACAGUGUUUAUGUGUCUAUGUAAUAGAGUUAAGGAGGCAGUUGAGGUGCUUGAACUCAUUUCAAACAAUAAAAAGAAAUACAAGUCAAAUUUAGACUCAGCUGAAAGAAAAUCAUUGAUCAAAACCGUGGAAAAAAUUAUUUUCAGUAUGAAUUACGAAUGCAGUUCCUUUGGAGGAUUAUUUAAGAUAGCAAUAACAAGUGCUAGGAAUGAGUUUUUGAAGGAUCCAGUGAAUGGAAGUUUGGAAGGAUAUUCAAGGAUCUUGGGGACUGGGAAACUAGCACAUGCAGCUCUUCUACCACUCUCAUCAUCAAAUGAAAGAGACGCCUUGCUAGAAAAUAGGGCUUGGGUAACAAGGCAGUUGUUACAGUACCCGGACAACUUCCAGCUGUUAAUGUUGGGAGGGCAUUUUUGUACAAUUUCGGGAAACUGGUCAUAUGCUAAACAUGAGUACCAAAGAGCAUAUCAAAAGGAGCAAAAUGACUCACUAGCUUCACUUUGCCUAGCAACUUCAUACUUUAACUCACUCAACAAUAGAAUCACCGAUAAUGUGAACAAGUCGUUGGUAUUGGGAAUGACAUUUCUGCAAAAGUAUGUGGAGCUUAGGAUGAGAAGAGUGCACCAACUGGGUUUGCCGGAAACAUGUACACUAGUGUUCAAGGCUGAGGGAAUGUAUAACAUUGCAAGAGCUUAUCACUUUCUUAAGUUGUUUAACCUGGCAGUGCCACUCUACGAAAACUGCCUGGAACUUGUAUCUAGUAUUGGGGACACUGAUGUACCCAGUGACAAGGAAGUUCAGUGUCCCUGCAUUCUCUGCGAUUACUCCAGAAUGCCAAUAAGACCAAUGCCAAGCUCAUGUAAAGGAUUCACUCCAACUUCAUUCAUUAUUAACCACGUAAAACUACAAAUUCAGAGGUCGGCCGCCUAUAACUUAUUUCUAAUCCACUCGCAAAAUAAUAACCAGAUGCAAGCGAGGUAUAUUUCGUCAAAGUAUAUAAUCUGGAGCUGA